AUGCUACGGGCUACCAGGCUGCCCAAGAAGGAAUUAGAUGUCACACUCAAAACGGUGGAGCAUGGGAUCACGCUAUUGAGAGAUAUUGAUGAGAAACGAAACCAACAUCAACUACUAGGUGAAAUAAAAGGUGCAGUUGAGUCAUCAUUCGUGAAACUAGACACAGAAAAACAAUUACAGCACCAGCUCACACAGGUCAGGAAUGAAUUCAAUGAAAGGCUGGACUUCAUCGCGGCCAACAUCAAUGGAACAGAAGAGAAGAUUGACUCUAUUGCUAAGAACAGCCAGCCAGCUGCACCUGAAGCCUCCUAUGCCGACGUCGCGCGAACAAAUGGGAAUGAGGCAGGGAAGGAAAUUAUCAGCAAAAACUCGGGAGAGAUUCUGGAAUACCUUAAUAACAUGCUAAUAAAGAUGGGUGCCCUGAACAAGGGCACUUUUGUCUCUGCAAUGAAGCUAAAGAAUACUGAUAAUCUCCUUACAGAAAUGAUACAAUUCACGACACUCUCUGGCCAAGCACUAACAAUUGCCGACAAGGAAUACGAGAUCAUACUACAUUUCGUACCAAUAACCUUUGGUGCAGAUGAUGCAUUUAAGCUGCAACGACUAGAGGACAUCAACAACCUUCCAACCUGUUUUAUCACCCGGGCAAAGUGGGCCAAAGCAAUGCAGAGACGAACGGAAGGACAACAUGUUGCAAGUCUCCUUCUGUACCUCAACAACGCAAAUGCUGCAAACUAA
Molecule: messenger RNA, 738 nt
Organism: Lentinula edodes (shiitake mushroom)
Lineage: Eukaryota; Fungi; Basidiomycota; Agaricomycetes; Agaricales; Omphalotaceae
Exons: 3
Coding region: 1-738 (245 amino acids)
Source: RefSeq, a predicted model, not a curated record